ACGUCAAGCAAAUCACGUGACUGGUAGCACUGCAUUAUGGUCAAACAAACAAAGCAUAAUAUGAUAUUAUGCUGAAUCGUACAGCCAGUCUUAUUGGAUUUUAAUGCGAAAUACACACAAUUUGAAUUAUUCGUUGGAUACGUAACGAAUAAAGCCUUGAAUACACUUAUUUGAAAAGGAAAUGUCAGCUACGGUAAAUAAACCUGACGGUGAUAGCUCCAUCUCCGGUUCCGACGAUGAAACUGCGUCAAAUGUAAAGAGCAACGACACUUCAAAUGUUAAGAAAGAAGAACAUCUCAACUCUCUAUGUAAAUAUGAACUGCGACAUGACAUAGUUUAUGAUGUUGAUGUUUACAUGCUAAAACGAGUCUGUAAAUGUAAGCAAGCUUUUGAAGAUAGAUCGGAAUUAUUAGAAGAAAAGGAGCUAGACUUAGGAGAAUGCGACGGGAAAGAAAUUCAUUUCUCUUCGACGUGUGAGUGGGUGCAAAGUCCCAUGAAAGGAGGGGCGAAAUAUAUCCUUACUGCUAGUUGUAAUUGUAAGAGGAAAGAGCAACAAUGCACACAUCAAACAAGUGCAUCAAUUAAUAAAGUCCAAAGUAAUACAGAAUGAAGGAAAGAAUACAACUAUUAUAGAUUCCUCAAAUAGCCACACUGGAAACACAUUUAUCUAUUCCGUUUGUAUAUAAAAACAAUAACAAUGUUCCAUGCUAACCAUAAUCAAAUGCAUGGUCAAUAGAAACACAUCAUAGCGAAGUAAUCAGACGAUUCUAGCUCUGCUACUGAGGGAUUAAUAAAAGGCAAAUUAAAUUUUGAAAUCAUAUUUGUUUUAAAGAGAAAAAUUAAAAUAAAAAUUUGGACCAAUUCUAUAGUAUAACGACAUGAAAACAAUUGUUGAACUAGUUGAUAUUUUGUUACUUUUUUCUGUUGAUAUCAAAAUUUGUUAACUCGUCAUAAAUAAUGCACGAUAUAUUUUUUUGUCACACGACUUAGCGAAACAAGGCAUGGUUUGUUUAUAUUGAUAACUACAGUGACGAUAUUGACAUAAUGCUGAUAUUGAAUAUAUAUCUUUAAGUAUAACCAUUAAAAAAAUUAAGUCAUUUUAUUUUUGCUUUUAUAUAUGGUGGUUUGUAAUUGUACAAACCUUAAUUAUUGAUAUCACAAUGAUACUUAUGAUAUAUUAUAUAAUAAGUAAUACUUUAUUAGAUUAAUAAAAUAAUAUCAAAUAUAAACAUUAAAAAUAUCCUGAAAAACCAUUGUAUCACCAACAAAAGUUUGGUUGUCUCCCUUUUUCCGUGAAAUUCUUUAAAGGAGAUACUCACAUAACGGUUUAUUUUUACGCAGGUAUCGGAUAAUAUUCAGUAUUCUAGCGACUCAUUUACGGAAAAUCACCUAAUCAUAUUUAUUAUUUAUUUUAUAAUCUCUAAUUUUCUGUAUCUUAGUUACCAAAUGCUACAUACAAUUUAUGGCCCUGAAUUAUAAAUACGAGAUUGCUUAAAUAAAUGAGCAUCAUUAUGUUGUUACCUCCCCUGCAUCAAUCUGAUCUUUUUAUGUGACUUUUUUAACUUCCUUAAAUUUGAUUUGAUUAGCCAUAUAUUUACGGCAAUAAUUCUAACAACAAUCUCCGCUAAUUUUUAAUAUAAUUAAUUUAGCAAAUUUUCAAACAUGUAUCAUUUAACAUCAUGAUAUUUAUGGAUUGAAAAAGAAGCAUGACACUUAUAUCAAUUCAUUUCCAUGGUGGAGUUCCGUCUUUAUUAUUUCCUUUUAUAUGAUCAGUGCGUGUUUUAACUUUCCAUUUUCGUCUUAAUUAACACAUAUGGUAUUAUUUGGUUUCGAAAUUUGAUUAAUUUUGUUUUAAAUAAAAAAAGUGUAGAAGAGUGUAAUACAAAUAGUUGUGCCACAUAGUUGCCAUGAAAUAAGAUGUUGAAAAUCCGGAAUUAUGAAUCGAAACGAUUUGAUGCUUCAAUGAAGCCCUGGAUAGGUGUGAAAAGAUUUU
Ruditapes philippinarum (Manila clam) is the source of this 1993-nucleotide messenger RNA. RefSeq lists its product as uncharacterized. The record is from RefSeq and is a predicted model, not a curated record. Bases 182 to 610 code for a protein of 142 amino acids. The transcript is spliced from 2 exons. Lineage: Eukaryota; Metazoa; Mollusca; Bivalvia; Venerida; Veneridae.